AUGGAUCACCCUUACGCGGUCAACGAACUCAUACUAAUGCUAGGACUUGUCGCAAGCAAAUUCGGAAAUGAAAGAAGUCUACCGAAAGCCUUGGAUUCCGAGGAUGGGCCGGCCCAUCCUAACAUCAUUUAUGAGGAGCCGGACGACGAAGCCUCCUCCUCAGAUAAAGAUGUCUCCGACGCAACUCUCCCGGCAAUCAAAACUUUAUCUAUUUAUUUGUUUUUUGGCGGGUUCGGUCAGGAGGGACAAAAGAGAGAUUCUAUCAGUCAAAAGCAGAUACCGCCCCCCAUGCUCCUACGGUCCGCUUACCGAGGAAUAGAAAGGAAGGACCCGGGCCAGAGCAAGUUGGGUUGGGGUAUAGAGCCUCUCUAUUGGUCUUAUUCUUAUUGUGCGCCUUGUGAGCGCGUUUGGAUCCGCGAAGGAAAUCGCUCGGAUGUUCCCCUAACCCAACCCGGGAACGGACCGGAGGGAACCGCAGCAUGGGGAAUGUCCGCGUCUCGUCGCAAGGCUCAUUUUGAGUUGUGGGUCAUAGGGCGGGCAGCUUUAUCUGAUCAAGGGCCGGGGCACAAGGGUCCUAGUACUAUCCAGGUGCGAAGAAGCCCGGAGGUGACUGCAAUGAGCAGAAAUCUCACUCACCGGCCUAAACGACGAGCAAACACUCGAACAUCGGCCAUAGGAGUACUCCGGGAUAUAAACCAGGGCAACAAAAGUGGAGCAUACGGCGAUGCCGCCCGUUUUCAUUUCGUGGAAGUCCCCGGCAGAGGAAAGGGCUGUCGGGGCUUUCUGCCUUGUUAUCAAAAAGGGGGUUGGGUAAAGCAAACUCCCUCCUUGGACGAGCACGGGCUUAGUCAAGUAGAACCGGGUUGCGCUGCUGGAUGCUCCGAUCGAAAAGAAAUCAGUGGGGCCAUGCCGAAGGGGAAUCAAGCCCGAUUCUAUCUUGCUUUCACCUCCGCUGUGAAGGCUCUUAUCUCAGAAGGCAUACAAAAAGCUCUUCCACGCCUAGCAUCGUACUUUCCACUACUCGUGAUUCCACCUGGCACCGACAAAUCCCAUUCUAGCGGGGAAGAACCACCAUCCGGAGAAGCUGCAUCUUCAAUGGGUAGAUCCCCUCCAAGCUUGACUCAUAGGAUGGGGAAAACCAAGCAACGACCAGCUCAUUCACCUGAAUUUGGUUGGGGCACAGCGGGUAUUGAACAUCUAAGUGCGAGCCUACCUCCGCUAGUGAUCCCUCUUUCCCUGGAACCAAUGGUUACGAAUCUGCAUCGAACUAACGAAAGAACCCCUGACGGAACUGAAUUAGACUAA
Messenger RNA from Lactuca saligna, 1305 nucleotides. NCBI's taxonomy places the organism in Eukaryota, Viridiplantae, Streptophyta, Magnoliopsida, Asterales, Asteraceae. The record is from the annotation of a GenBank genome assembly.